Messenger RNA from Cricetulus griseus (Chinese hamster), 3453 nucleotides. The record is from RefSeq and is a predicted model, not a curated record. NCBI's taxonomy places the organism in Eukaryota, Metazoa, Chordata, Mammalia, Rodentia, Cricetidae.
AUGGCCUGCCCCUGGAAGUUUCUGUUCAAAGCCAAAUCCUACCAAGGUGACUUGAAGGAGGAAAAGGACAUUAACAACAAUGUGGGGAAAACCCAAAGUGCCUUUCCCAGCCCAACGACACAGGAUGACCCUAAGGAUCACAGACCUGCCAAGCACCAAAAUGGUUCCCCACCACCCCUCACUGGGGCAGCGCAGAAUGGUCUGGAACCCCUGGACAAGCCGCACCUGUCUCCAUCCACCCGCCCACAACACGUGAAAAUCAAAAACUGGGGCAGUGGAGAGAUUUUGCAAGACACCCUUCACCACAAGGCCAUGUCGGAGUUCACCUGCAAGUCCAAAUCUUGCUUGGGGUCCAUCAUGAACCCCAAGAAUUUGAUAAGAGGCCCCAGAGAUAAGCCCACCUCCCUGGAGGAGCUUCUGCCUCAAGCCAUUGAGUUCAUCAACCAGUACUAUGGCUCCUUCACUGAGGCAAAAAUAGAGGAACAUCUGGCCAGGGUGGAAGCUGUAACAGAGGACAUAGAAACAACAGGAACCUACCAGCUGACGCUGGAUGAGCUCAUCUUUGCCACCAAGCUGGCCUGGCGGAACGCCCCUCGCUGCAUCGGCAGGAUCCAGUGGGCUAACUUGCAGGUCUUCGAUGCCCGGAGCUGUAGCACUGCCCAGGACAUGUUCCAGCACAUCUGUAGACAUCUGCUUUAUGCCACCAACAACGGUAACAUCAGGUCGGCCAUCACUGUGUUCCCCCAGCGGAGCGAUGGGAAGCAUGACUUCCGGAUCUGGAACUCUCAGCUCAUCAGGUAUGCUGGCUACCAGAUGCCUGAUGCCACCAUCAGAGGGGACCCUGCCAGCUUGGAGUUCACCCAGUUGUGCAUCGAUCUGGGCUGGAAGCCUCGCUAUGGCCGCUUUGAUGUGCUGCCUCUGAUCCUGCAGGCUGACGGACAAGAUCCAGAGGUCUUUGAAAUCCCUCCUCUCCUUGUCUUGGAGGUGACCAUGGAGCAUCCCAAGUACGAGUGGUUCCAGGAGCUUGGGCUGAAGUGGUAUGCCCUGCCUGCCGUAGCCAACAUGCUGCUGGAGGUGGGUGGUCUUGAAUUCCCAGCCUGCCCCUUCAAUGGUUGGUACAUGGGCACGGAGAUUGGUGUUCGAGACUUCUGUGACACACAGCGCUACAACAUCCUUGAGGAAGUGGGCAGAAGGAUGGGCCUGGAGACCCACACGCUGGCCUCCCUGUGGAAAGACCGGGCUGUCACGGAGAUCAACGUGGCUGUUCUCCAUAGUUUCCAGAAGCAGAACGUGACCAUCAUGGACCACCACACAGCCUCAGAGUCCUUCAUGAAGCACAUGCAGAAUGAGUACCGGGCCCGAGGAGGCUGCCCUGCAGACUGGAUUUGGCUGGUCCCUCCCAUGUCUGGGAGCAUCACCCCUGUGUUUCACCAGGAGAUGCUGAACUAUGUCCUAUCUCCAUUCUACUACUAUCAGGUCGAGCCCUGGAAGACCCAUAUCUGGCAGGAUGGGAAACUGAGGCCCAGGAGGAGAGAGAUCAGACUCAGAGUCUUGGUGAAAGCGGUGCUCUUUGCUUCCAUGUUGAUGCGCAAGGUCAUGGCUUCCCGAGUCCGAGCCACAGUCCUCUUUGCUACUGAGACGGGGAAGUCCGAAGCGCUAGCCUGGGACCUGGCCGCCUUGUUCAGCUAUGCCUUCAACACCAAGGUUGUCUGCAUGAACCAGUACAAGGCAAGCACCUUGGAAGACGAGCAGCUAUUGCUGGUGGUGACAAGCACGUUUGGGAACGGAGACUGCCCCAGCAAUGGGCAGACUCUGAAGAAAGCUCUCUUCAUGCUGAGAGAGCUCACUCACACCUUCAGGUAUGCCGUGUUUGGCCUUGGCUCCAGCAUGUACCCUCAGUUCUGCGCCUUUGCUCAUGACAUUGACCAGAAACUGUCCCAGCUGGGAGCCUCUCAGCUUGCCCUGACAGGAGAAGGGGAUGAACUCAGUGGGCAAGAGGAUGCCUUCCGCAGCUGGGCUGUGCAAACCUUCCGGACAGCCUGUGAGACGUUUGAUGUCCGAAGCAAACAUCACAUUCAGAUUCCGAAACGCUACACUUCCAAUGCAGUCUGGGAGCCACAGCAAUACAGGCUCACCCAGAGCCCAGAGCCCUUAGACCUCAACAAAGCUCUCAGCAGUAUACACGCCAAGAACGUGUUCACCAUGAGGGUGAAAUCCCAGCAGAAUCUGCAGAGUGGGAAGUCCAGCCGGACCACCCUCCUCGUCCAACUCUCCUUCGAGGGCAGCCGAGGCCCCAGCUACCUGCCUGGGGAACACCUUGGGAUUUUCCCAAGUAACCAGGUGGCUUUGGUCCAGGGAAUCUUGGAGCGAGUUGUGGAUUGUCCUUCACUGCACCAAACCGUGUGCCUGGAGGUGCUGGAUGAGAGCGGCAGCUACUGGGUCAAGGACAAGAGGCUGCCCCCCUGCUCGCUCAGCCAAGCCCUCACCUACUUCCUGGACAUCACUACUGCUACCACCCAGCUGCAGCUCCGACAGCUCCUUCCCCUACACACGGCAGGUGCCCCAAACCCUCACAUUGCCCUUGGCUUUCAGUCUUCAGAGUACAAUGACUGGAAGUUCAGAAACAACCCCACGUUCCUGGAGGUGCUGGAAGAGUUCCCGUCGCUUCGCGUGCCUGCUGCCUUCCUGCUGUCGCAGCUCCCCAUUCUGAAGCCCCGCUACUACUCCAUCAGCUCCUCCCAGGACCACACCCCCUCAGAGGUCCAUCUCACUGUGGCCGUGGUCACCUAUCGGACCCGAGAUGGUCAGGGUCCCCUGCACCAUGGUGUCUGCAGCACUUGGAUAAGUAGCCUGAAGCCCCAGGACCCAGUGCCCUGUUUUGUGAGAAGUGUCAGUGGCUUCCAGCUCCCUGAAGACCCCUCCCUGCCUUGCAUCCUCAUUGGGCCUGGCACGGGCAUCGCUCCCUUCCGCAGUUUCUGGCAACAGCGACUCCAUGACUCCCAGCACAAAGGGCUCAAAGGAGGCCGCAUGACCUUGGUGUUUGGGUGCCGGCACCCGGAGGAGGACCACCUCUAUCGGGAAGAGAUGCAGGAGAUGGCCCACAAGGGAGUGCUGCACGAGGUGCAUACAGCCUACUCCCGGAUGCCAGGCAAGCCCAAGGUCUACGUUCAAGACAUCCUGCAGAAGCAGCUGGCCAACGAGGUACUCAGCGUGCUCCACGGGGAGCAGGGCCACCUCUAUGUUUGUGGAGAUGUGCGCAUGGCUCGGGAUGUGGCUACCACCGUGAAGAAGCUGGUGGCCACCAAGAUGAACUUGAACGAGGAGCAGGUUGAGGGGUAUUUCUUCCAGCUCAAGAGCCAGAAACGUUAUCAUGAAGACAUCUUCAGCGCAGUCUUCUCCUAUGGGGUGAAAAACAGCAGCGCCUUGGAGCAGCCCAAAAGCACAAGGCUCUGA